CUGUUUACGUUCCAGAAAUUUUCUUCUGAGGAUGCAUCGCCUCCUACUUGUUCUAACCAUCGCCAAUUGUGCAGUAGCUGCCAAACUAAACGUGAUUUACCAAUGGAAAUACAUCGACUACGUCUGGAACAGCAAAGAACAUCGACAAUGGGCAAUCGCUGAAGGGAGAUACGACUACACGAAGAUCUUCACGAUCGACGUUCAGAAGGCUCCAGAUCAACGAGUCUUUGUGACAACGCCAGCAUUCAAUGAUCACGGAGUUCCGGCCACCCUUUCGACGAUAUCUUCACGUCAAGGUCCCGGUGGUCCGCUAUUGAAGCCUUAUCCAAAUUGGUCCUGGCACAUCCCUGGGAACUGCAACGGCAUCACAAGCGUCUGGAGAGUGGCUGUCGACGAAUGCGAUAGACUCUGGGUCCUUGACAGCGGGAAAAUUGGCAGUAACCAGGUCUGUCCAGCCCAACUUUUGGUAUUUGAUUCGAGAACCGACAUACUGCAGCAACGGAUCACUAUUCCGAAUUACCUCUCGCGUGAUCCCACAAACCAGACUCUGGGGCUACUAAUUACGCCUGUUGUUGAGACGGAGGACAUCUACUGUCGCCGGGCAUGGGUUUACAUAGCGGACGUAGAUGGCGGGGGUCUCAUAAUCUGGGACGGAUCGUGGAUUUGGCGCUUAGACGACGAAGUAUUCAAGGCGGAUCCGACGGCCUCGACGUACACCAUCGCUGGGGAGAAUUUCACUGUUGCGGACGGAAUUUUUGGACUCGCGGUGUCACCCCGGAACUCGCGGCAUCCCCGCCGUUUAUUUUUCAAGCCGUUGGCCUCUCUCAAGGAAUACUCCUACGCUGUUGACGAUCUGCACAGGCUGGGGUCCAGAUUCAAGUCCGUUAAGUACGUCGCUUCCAACUAUCAAUUACCCAGUCAGGCUACCGCACAAGCAUUUUCACGGGAAGGUAUCCUGUUCUUCGGACUGACGAAAGAAAUAGCAAUAGCGUGCUGGAACAUGAAUGACCCGAUGGACGACGAGCACGUGGUGAUCGUGGCUCAGAACAACGACACUUUGCAAUUCGCCAGUGGAAUCAAGGUUACAAAACGCAGGCAUGAUGUGCUUAAAGAGGACCUUUGGGUCUCGACAAACCGUUUCCAAAAAAUAUUUACUGGCACUCUGAACUACAGUGAAAUCAACUUCAGAAUCCUCAGCGCUCCAAUUAAAGUCCUCGUUAAGGAUUCCGAAUGUCAACUCCCCCGAUUCCGAAGCUACUCGUAUCGUGCCAAGACUAUUAACGGAUCUGAGGACGGAUUCAAUUAUGAGCAAUACUGGUUACCGAUUAGUCGACCGCAAAAAUUUGUUCUGAGCAUCAUAAACUUCGAAGAAGUCAAAUCAAGUAAGAUGCAAUUGUUAUCGCGACAAAAAUUUCACUGUAAAUUUCCAAAUACAUUAAAAACUCUCAAGCUAACAAGCAAGUCAACCGCUGAACCACGAUAUGGAGAAAAGUUUCGUGCCACUGACAUCGAAUCACCAGGUAUUUCCCAUCUCAUGAGCUACGUGCCACCACUUUUAAAGUUAUUAUACUGCAAAAAGACAAUUGCAGCCACCAUGUAUGCGGUAACGUUGGCUGCUAACUUCAUUCCUUUUCUUGGUGCGUUGCUACACGCCACAAAGAAGGGGAGGGAUCACCAGCCCGUGAAACUUUUGAAGCGUCUCGAGAAGUUGGAGAAAAGACUACGGAAGCACAAACGCCAUCGGCAUCAUCGACACUCGAGGAAUGAUCGUUACGAAGAUGCGUCGUUACACUCCUCACGACGGGAACGAUCCAGAUCAACCUCUCAUCGAGUUGGUUCCAAAUCACCAACACCUCGAGAAUUAGAUGUUGUUCCAAUUCAAAACGACCUCCCUACCGUAACACAACCUCAAAUAAUUCCAUCGGAACAGCCGAGUGCACCCGGUAUCGAGACUCAACCGCUAUGUGAAAACAUAUUGAAAAUACUGGGCAACAAGGCUAGUGAGAAAAAAAUUAUGAGCAAGGAGGUUCAUCCAGAUAUUGCCUGCAGAUGGGAAAUGAUUCUUACAAAAAGAGUUUCCCCUGAUUCAAAAUCAGAAUUAAAUACGAAGUACACAACUCCAUCUAAUUGCACCCUUAUGGAAGCCCCGGUAUUAAACCCAGAAGUAAAGGCGGCGAUGUUACCUAACACAAUUCAGAGAGAAGUUAGACUCGCAGUAAUCCAAAACCAGAUGGAGGACGGGGCGGAAAAUAUAAUUACUCUAUUUCCAUUCGGUGCUUCUGAUGUAAGCGGAGGGGUGCAAAUGGUUGUUAUGCAAAUAGGAGAUUCAGCGUUAUUUAUCACGUUGUCGAACAUCGAAAGUAAUCCUCAAGCACUGUGGAGUGAAAUGAAAGUUGGAAGAUUCUACGCGCUAAGUGAUUCUUCGCAGAAACGAAGGGAUGAUCUUGACAACAAUUCGAUUCGUCUGCAUAUUCAUAACGAAUUUACCCUAAGGUAUUCUCCAUUGGACGCAGUGUUAAUCGAAAUCGUCCGGUGGAGUUCACAAAUUGUACCUUGUGUACCGAUACAAUGUCAAAUUCCAAGGCGCAAAAUCAGUCAAUGCCCUCCUCGUACUGCUCAACGACACGUGUUGCACAUUUUCUUCAUGAUUGAAUUUGGAAAAAAACUGCGCAGAACGGAACGCCAGAAUUUUGAACGGACUUCAACGCAAAAACCGUCCUUCCAAAAUUCGUUACAUCGUUAUCACGCGUUGAGGGUCCAUAAGAUUUCCGCCCAUCUGAUGAUUCAUAAUAAAAGGUUAACAAACCUGCCAACAAGCCUGUGGUAUCGGUGCGUGAGUAAGACAAGAUCUUGCACUUUCCAUUUUCCAACACUCAAUGAGACGGGGACCCAGAUUCGAUCUCUGAGGAACUCCGGAGGUGGGGACAAAGAAAUCAGACCGAUGAUCACAAAUUCAGAAAGCUUAAGCGAAUCUCGAAAACCAAAAUGCAGACUGCAAGUGACUCCCCUACCCCCACUGAUUUCCGAAGGAACCUUCUUUCAGCCAGCAUCCUUAACAAUGCGUAAACACCCUUUAGAAUAUACUGGUUUCCAGGUAUCGGAUCGAACAAUCCCACACACAGACACGAGUUGUGUGCAAAUUUUGAAAAUUGACAGAAGCAUCAUCUUCACAUCCAGCAUUCUGAACGAAGAAUCUGGGAGAUUUUGCGACAGAACUCUAUCCCACCGUGAGUAUUGGAUUUUUGAGGAAAAGUUCCCCCAUUCCAUCACGCAAAAGAUUCAUUCAUUUUUACCUACAAAUGCAUCUCGGAACCAAACUCAUCAAAAUUUAAACGGGGCCACUCCGACCAAAAAAUCGACGAAUCGUAAAAUGACAAUCCCGUCCAGAUCAUUUCGUAUACUGACAAUCGUAUUGUCAUGUGUUGGCUCGUUUUUGGCAGCGGAACUCAAAACUAUCCAUGAAUGGAAGUACAUAGAAUACGCAAGCGAAGACUCACUCGUGAAUCAGACGUUCAAAGUUGCCGAAGAAUACAAUUACACGAAAAUCAUACCACUUGAUUUCCAGAAAACCUCGGAUAAUAGAGUUCUGGUUACAACACCCAGACUUACCCACACAGCGCCAAGUUUGUCAAUUGUUUCCGCUCAGAACGGGGAUGGUGGUCCGUUGUUGGAACCCUAUCCAAGUUGGGAUUGGCAUAAGACAGGAAGUUGUGGCGACGAAAUAAUAACAAGCGUGUCUCGUCUGCACACUGACAUUUGCGACAGGCUAUGGCUCGUCGAUUCCGGGAAGAUAGGAAACGAGCAGGUAUGUUCAGCUCGGCUGUUCGCCUUCAACACGACAACCGACCAGGUGAUCCAUCGCGUUGAUAUUCCAAAUGAGUUGACCCACAAUUCCGUAAAUUCGAGCAAGGGUCGACUUGAGAUGCAGAUCGUCGAGACGAAGGGAGACUCGUGCGAAGAGACUUGGGUUUACAUUGCGGACCCGGAGGGCUAUGGGCUUAUUAUUUGGGACGGUUCGGACAUGUGGCGUCUGGAAAACGACGACGUUUAUGCCCCGGACUCGUCAGCUACGACGUUCAGCGUUGCCGGAGAGAACGUGACCCUGGAACUCGGGACUUCCAUUUUGAAAAUAUUGCCUCCGGGAUUCGUUGACGAGGAUUAUCUUUUUGUAAGACCAUUGUCCUCCUACUCAGUCCACGCAGUGAGCAUCCAGAGUUUGCACAAUUCGAAGAACAGCAGUGUGACUUACUACAAGGGCAGCAUUACGAUGCCAUCGCAAGAGCUUUUCAGCCUCUUUUCCAAGUACGGGGUCCUCAUGGGCGCCUUCACCUCGAGUUUGGCAGUGUUUUGCUGGAAUCUGGCAAAUCCUCUGUCGACAGAGUACGUGGCUACCGUGAUAGAGAACGACGAGGCUCUUCAAUUUACGAGUGCUGCUAAAAUUUUUGAAGGGAAUGAGCCCGGAUUCGAGUCUGAAGAGUACUGGAUGAUGACCGAUCGGUACCAAAAAUUCGCACUGGGUACCAUGGACUUUGACGAUAUCAAUUUCAGAAUCCUGUCACUCAAUAUCGCUGAAGCCAUCAACGGCACUGUGUGUAUGCCGAGCUCACACAAUAUGACUAGCAUUGAGGAUAAAAUUUUGAUUGACUAGGAAACAGUAUAAAAAUAUCUGUACGUUGCAUAUUAAUUUAUGCAUUAUUUUAUGUCCGAUUUAUAAUUAUAUGUUUGUUUAUGUAACGAUCGUUCAUGAAUUUAUACCUUUCAGUUCGAAUAUAUGUAACUACGAUAUUUAAUCA
This is a messenger RNA of Diprion similis, 4793 nucleotides long. RefSeq lists its product as uncharacterized. The transcript has 23 exons. Bases 32 to 4648 code for a protein of 1538 amino acids. The record is from RefSeq and is a predicted model, not a curated record. Gene Ontology annotation, cellular component: extracellular region. NCBI's taxonomy places the organism in Eukaryota, Metazoa, Arthropoda, Insecta, Hymenoptera, Diprionidae.